AAUGAGGAAGGUCUCCGGAUCCAUCCCCUCCUGCUUUCCACCGAAAGGAAAGCCUGUAAGGCUUCUUCUAAGUUUGCUCAGCAGAGUGAAUCUCUGGUGGUUUGUGAUGUUGCUGAAGACCUGGUGGAGAAACUGAGAAAGUUCCGGUUUCGUAAAGAAACCAACAAUGCUGCCAUUAUAAUGAAAAUCGACAAGGAUAAACAGCUGGUGGUACUGGAUGAGGAGCAUGAGGGUAUUUCUCCUGAUGAGCUAAAAGACGAGCUGCCUGAGAGACAACCUCGAUUCAUUGUGUAUAGUUACAAGUAUCAGCAUGAUGAUGGAAGAGUUUCUUAUCCAUUAUGCUUUAUCUUCUCCAGUCCAGUUGGAUGUAAGCCUGAACAGCAGAUGAUGUAUGCUGGGAGCAAGAAUAAGCUUGUACAGACAGCUGAACUCACUAAGGUAUUUGAAAUAAGAAAUACAGAAGACCUAACUGAAGAAUGGCUGCGUGAGAAACUGGGCUUCUUCCAUUAAGAAAACCUCUGUAAUAAGUAUUUAUGUACCAUCCUGGUAGUACUGGAACCAGACAUGAAUACUUACAUCUAAAAUGCACUGUAUUUACAUCUGUCUCCUGCAGUACAUCUUUUGUGCAAAGUUUGUGCAAAGAAUAGCAGGUCUGUCUCCUUGAAGUAACAAAUCUUUGCAGGUGUUUCCUUAUAUGUACCUAUUAAAGGGAAUACCCCCCUGCAGGGACUCCUUUUGCACUCUUGUGAUUAAUAUUUCUAGAAUUAGAAUAGUUCAGUUCUGAAUUUAUAACUCUCUACAAACAUAACUUGGAAGCUGACGCUAACUUCUUCUGAGCUACAAAUGCAUCCUUAUGACGUAUGCUAGCCAUUUAUAUGCAAAAAUUGUGUACUGUCACUUACUUGCCAGGCUUUUUGACUUAAUAUUUUCUGAAUUGUGCAAACUAGUCCCUGGAAAUAUUUAGUAUUAACAAGACAAAAUCCUUGUACAGCACACCCAUCCAUGUAUCCUUCCAUUGAGUCCCUAUGAACUUUUUCAAAUUCUUGAAACUAAUAUAUCUGUCAUUCCAGUGAUUUCUCAGUUGACUGAGUCAAUAUUACUAAAUUUCAGGGCGAAGCUUUGACUGUCCAGUUCUCAUGCUAAUAUAGUCUUACAGGAACUAAAUGAUAACUAAGGGCUGAAUUACAACUCUGGUUACUCUCACACCAGAUGUCUUGCAUAUAUAACUUAACUACACUGUUAAGAAGUUUACCUCUUUGCUCAUUUCCUUUAAAUGAACACCUGUUAAUACUGUGUGCCUUUAAUUUGUUAGCUUUAAAAUGACAUAAUGAUUUUACACUGCCACUUAGUACAAAUUUGGUAACAACUUUGUUAAAGAAUCCGAGUAAUACUUUUUUCCUAGUGCCUAGUGCUGCAGUUGACAUCUCUUAAAAGCUAACCUCAUUUUCUUUGAAAUUCCAGUCAUCUACUCCAUUUGUAGGAGUCCAGGUAGUUAAAGCUUUUCAUGGUAUUGAACGAUUUGUAUUUGUUUUUGCUAUAAAAGUUGGCCGCACGUAGUUAUUGAGUAUUUUAGUGACUGUCUUUUAACUUUCUUAACUGCUUGUUGGCCAAAAUUACAUUCCACUUUUUCAUAAGUGAUAAUUUGAUUUUGAUUUAUUGACGGUUCAUCUCUUUGAAACAGCAAAGAUUCUAAUGUGAAAAUAGUAUUUAACUUUUAUAAAUGACCAGUCUUUUUACAGGUCUGUUUUAUAUUGAGUAGAAUAGUUGUCUGAUAUGUGACAUCAUGUUCAGCGCAUGCAGUGGCAAAAGGAGUACUCAUGUGACGGUAUCUCAUUAUCUAGCUCAUGAGUGUUUGGCGUGCUACUGAAUUAAGUAUCUGUGGAAGAGCAGCUUCCUGUUGAUGAUAACAUACCUUAAAGUACAGCUGUCCUAACAGAUCUGUUUGAAAAAAGAAUGCAGUGUUAAAUUAGGAGGCCAGUAUUUCGUGCUGUGAAACCUGUGCUGAAGGAAGGUGUGUGAAAACAUGUUGUGUUAGGUGAAUUAGUGUCUUAACACUAAUUUCACAUGAAAUUCGCGUGCAGAGGUCCUCAGUGUUGGUAAAGCUCUUCUUAGUUGGUUACUGCUCAGUCAUUUGUAUACAAAUCUGACAUUUGUAUACAAAUCUUCAAAAUGCAGAUGUUAAGAUCUGAUUAAACUGAUCUUUCAGUGCAGGAAAUAAAUACUUGCUUGUAAUUAAAGGAGAUAAGAUUUCUGUGUUAACAUAUUGAACUGGAACAAUUGUGAUUUCCCUGGACAGAAAAUGUUGAUGAUGAAACUGUUACUUGAUCAUUCUGUACUGCAGAUCAAUAAAAAAAAAACCCUUUUGUGACAA
Struthio camelus australis is the source of this 2371-nucleotide messenger RNA. Lineage: Eukaryota; Metazoa; Chordata; Aves; Struthioniformes; Struthionidae. The record is from RefSeq and is a predicted model, not a curated record.